Molecule: messenger RNA, 2500 nt
Organism: Lethenteron reissneri (Far Eastern brook lamprey)
Lineage: Eukaryota; Metazoa; Chordata; Hyperoartia; Petromyzontiformes; Petromyzontidae
Product: myosin-16-like
Biological process (GO): actin filament organization
Cellular component (GO): membrane; myosin complex; cytoplasm
Molecular function (GO): actin filament binding; microfilament motor activity; ATP binding
Source: RefSeq, a predicted model, not a curated record
CGGGGGCUGACUUUUUCCAGUAUAAGGCUGAGUCAACUUCUCUGAUCCAGACGUCACCAUGCCGUACAAAGGUGAGUGUGGCGACGAUGAGGACCCCAUGCCAUUCCUGAAGCCCACGGAUUCGGAGAAGCUGGAGUUCCAAGCCCGUCCCUUUGACAUCAAGAAAAACUGUUGGGUCAAAGAUGAGAAGGAGGGCUUCAUGCAGGCGCUGAUCCAGGAUGAUCACGGAGACAACACCGUGUCCGUCAAGUUUACCGUCAAUAAUGAGAUCGCCAAGGUGAAGAAGGACAUCGUGCAGGAGAUGAACCCUCCCAAGUUUGAGCAGAUAGAAGACAUGGCCAACCUCACCUUCCUCAACGAAGCCAGCGUUCUCAACAACCUCAAGGAGAGAUACGUCAAAAUGCGCAUCUACACCUACUCUGGGCUCUUCUGCGUCACCAUCAACCCGUACAAGUGGCUGCCCAUAUACGGGAGCAGAGUUGCCAAGAUGUACCGUGGCAAGAAGCGCAACGAGGUGCCACCUCACCUCUUCUCCAUCUCCGACAAUGCCUACAGCGACAUGCUGAUAAAUAAAGCCAACCAGUCUAUGCUGAUUACCGGGGAAUCCGGUGCCGGCAAGACUGAGAACACUAAAAAGGUCAUCCAGUACUUUGCCAACAUUGGAGGAGGCAACAAACAGAUCGACCAGAGCAAGGGCUCCCUGGAGGAUCAAAUCAUCCAGGCCAACCCUGUGCUGGAGGCCUUUGGCAACGCCAAGACCACAAGAAACAACAACUCAUCCCGAUUUGGAAAAUUCAUAAGAAUCCAUUUCGCCGUGUCUGGAAAACUUUCCGGAGCGGAUAUUGAAACAUAUCUGCUGGAAAAGUCUCGGGUAAUCUCCCAGCAGCCUGCAGAACGAGGCUAUCACAUCUUCUAUCAACUCCUCUCGGGGAAAGUACCCAACCUCCUGGAGGAAGUCGGUCUGGUCAAUAACCCGAAGGAGUAUGCCUCCAUCUCCCAGGGCGUCACCUCUGUUGAAAACAUGGACGACGCCGAAGAAAUGAUGCUUACCGACGAAGCCUUUGAUGUGUUGGGCUUCACUCCGGAAGAAAAGAUGAGUCUGUACAAAUUGACGGGCGGCAUCAUGCACUUCGGCAACAUGAAGUUUCGGCAGAAGCCCCGAGAGGAGCAGGCGGAGGUCGAUGGCACAGAAGUGGCGGACCGAGUGGCUUGCCUGGCAGGGAUUGACUCAAGCGAGCUGCAAAAGGGCAUCACGCGGCCCAAAGUCAAGGUUGGAAAUGAAUACGUGCAGAAGAGCCAAAACAUGGAUCAGUGCGUGUCCUCGAUCGGUGCCUUGGCCAAAGCCAUCUACGACAGAAUGUUCAAGUGGCUGGUGGCUCGCGUCAACAAAACCCUUGACACAACCAAGCCGCGGCAAUACUUCAUCGGCGUGCUGGACAUCGCUGGCUUUGAGAUCUUUGAGUUCAACAGCUUCGAGCAGCUGUGCAUCAACUUCACCAACGAGAAGCUGCAGCAGUUCUUCAACCACCACAUGUUCGUGCUGGAGCAGGAGGAGUACAAGAAGGAGGGCAUCGACUGGGUCUUCAUCGACUUCGGCCUCGAUCUCGCUGCCUGCAUUGACCUCCUGGAGAAGCCGAUGGGCAUCUUCUCCAUCCUGGAGGAGCAGUGCGUCUUCCCCAAGGCCACGGACGCCACCUUCAAGGCGGCCAUGUACGACAACCACCUGGGCAAGUCUGCGCCAUUCCAGAAGCCCAAGGCGGGCAAGAAGGCUGGGCAAGAGGCCACCUUCGAACUCGUCCACUACGCCGGCACGGUGGGCUACAACACGCAGGGGUGGCUUGAGAAGAACAAGGACCCGCUCAAUGAGACGGUGGUGAGCCUCUUCCAGAACUCCAGCAUGCCCCUUCUGUCAGUGCUCUUCAAGGAGGAGGAGGCAGCAGCCGGCGCCAAGCAAAAGCAGAAGAAAGGAUCGGCCUUCCAGACCGUAUCAGUGUUUUAUAGAGAGCAGCUGAACAAGCUCAUGGCGACUCUUCACAGCACCUCUCCUCACUUUGUCCGCUGCAUAGUCCCCAAUGAGUUCAAGAAAUCAGGCAUGGUGGACGCUCACCUCAUCCUGCACCAGCUGGCCUGCAACGGCGUGCUGGAGGGCAUCCGUAUCUGUCGCAAAGGCUUCCCCAACAGAACUCUGUACCCCGAGUUUGUGCAGCGUUACUCAAUCAUUAACCCAGUUGCUGGAAAGACGGAGACUGAUCCUAAGGCCAUCACAGAGAAGGUUUUGAAAUCCACAUAUCUCGUGGAGGAUGAGUAUAGGAUUGGCUUCACAAAGGUGUUUUUCCGGGCCGGCGUUCUCGGCAAACUGGAAGACAUCCGCGACGACUGCAUCUGCCGCUUCAUCACCAAGCUGCAGGCCUCUUGCCGCGGCAAAGUUUUCCGCCGUGACUUCCAGAAGGUCCUGGACAAGAGCGAGUGCGGUAGCAUGGACGGGCUGCCUGGCGGUUGA